Orbicella faveolata is the source of this 1749-nucleotide messenger RNA. RefSeq names its product ubiquitin recognition factor in ER-associated degradation protein 1-like. Lineage: Eukaryota; Metazoa; Cnidaria; Anthozoa; Scleractinia; Merulinidae. Gene Ontology annotation, biological process: ERAD pathway; ubiquitin-dependent protein catabolic process. The record is from RefSeq and is a predicted model, not a curated record. Gene Ontology annotation, cellular component: VCP-NPL4-UFD1 AAA ATPase complex. Gene Ontology annotation, molecular function: polyubiquitin modification-dependent protein binding.
ACUUCAGCUGUGACUCUAUGCUCGGACCAUGUCUACAGGGUGUCUACAGUCAGAACCAUCAACUAUUCCUGCCUCUUCAUCAGCUGGGCGUUGUUGAAUUUCUUCUAAAAGGCGGUAGCGAAACGCAACAGCGUAACAUAGUUACAAUUUUUAUACACGCUCUGCACUCAAACCAAGGACUUUCUCAAAGAGGGAACCAUAGUUUAGAGGCGACACCUUCCCUUUUUUUCCCGUGACCUCUUUCUGCUCUACUCCUAACGAAAACAGAUCACGCCGAUCGUUAGUAGGCUCUCGUCGUUCAGUAAAGAAGGCGCGGUAACUCAGCAAUUUAGCCUUCCUCUUUCGUACAGAAACUCCAAAGUCGAUAAUUUUUUUAAUUCAUUCCUCACUUUUGUCUCUAAAUUUAAUUACUUGACAAGAUGUUUGGUUUCGAUAUGUUUGCUGCUAUGCCAAGGACAUUCAAUACACAGUUUCGCUGUUAUUCAGUUGUCAUGUUCCCAGGAAACGAGAGAGAAGAUGUGGAACGUGGUGGUAAAAUUAUAAUGCCUCCUUCAGCCUUGGAUCAAUUAACAAGACUGCACAUUGUGUAUCCCAUGUUGUUUAAACUCUCCAAUUCAAGGUCGGGAAGAAACACUCAUUGUGGAGUACUAGAGUUUGUAGCUGAUGAGGGCAAGAUUUACCUGCCUUACUGGAUGAUGCGCAAUCUUCUACUUGAGGAAGGUGGCCUGCUGCAAGUGGAGAGUGCUUCUUUACCAGUUGCGUCUUAUGCCAAGUUUCAACCACAGUCUGUUGACUUUCUAGAUAUUACAAAUCCAAAAGCAGUCCUGGAGAAUGCACUUAGGUCAUUUGCCUGUUUGACGAAAGGUGAUAUAAUAGCCAUCAAGUACAAUGAAAGGAUCUAUGAACUGUCAGUGUUGGAAACAAAACCUGGAAAUGCAGUGUCAAUAAUUGAGUGUGAUAUGCAGGUUGAGUUUGCUCCUCCAGUUGGGUAUGUUGAGCCAGAAAGACAAGAGAGAAGAGAAGACAAGAAGGAAGAAGAGCACACAGAUGAACCUCAUGUGGAUCAUGGUUUCCAGGCGUUCACUGGCUCAGGAUUUCGCUUGGAUGGCAAGAAAAAGAAGUCCAAUGUGCCCUCUAACCCAGUCCCUAUGGGACCUCCUGUUAUCAAACGAGGAAUUCCAAAUUACGACUUUGAGAAAGGAAAGAUCACUUUCAAAAGGAACUUGAACAAAUCAAACAACUCACAGUUGAACAACAAAGCAGAAUCGACCAAGCCGGAAUUUGAAGCUUUCAAAGGAUCGGGCAAAACCCUACGACAGAAGAGGAAAAACUAGCGACAAAAAGACUAUUGAAAUAAAAACUUCAGAGGAAUAUGGCAAAAAAAGCAAUAUUUAUGGAGCGACAUAUAUCCGUUAUUUUGUACUGUGACCUUUUCAAGAGAGAAAGACGGUCACGUUACAUUCGAGCUACUCUCUGUGAAGUUCGACUUCCAAGUGAUAAACUUGGUCGCAUGACACGACAGCGAUGGUCGACAGGAGAACUGCAUAAUUUUUUCUUCCAGUAUACAGACGUCUCUAGUAAGGGAAUGCCGUCAUGGGGGCAAAUCCUCUGUGAGCUUUCCAUUAAAAAACCGAAUUCAAUUUUUACGUUGUCGUUCAAAAACGAAACUCUUGCUUAGUUUGAUAACACAAAGAUUCCAGUUUGUAUAUAAUUACAUCAAAACGAAUAUAAAUCGUUUUCACGUUCUAA